UUUUGACAUUACAUUCUUUACAUUACGGAUUACAAAAAAUCACUUAUUUUUACAUUAUUUAAUAUUAACUUUAUUCAAGAAUUUUUGUCCACACAUGUUUGAGACGGUGGUAUAAUGGCGACCGACAUAGAUAAAGGUGAUUUCGGUGACUGCACUAAUAACAGGCCGCUGAUUAAUAUGAAAAUUAAAAAUUGUAACCAUUUAUUCGACGGCUCUGGAGAGAAUAUACAAUACCACAGUGAUUCUGAGUCAUCGGGGUCGAGAAAGAGUAAAACACGUUACAUAAAUCCGGCAAUAUGUAUCGAGACGGUCGAAGCGUCGCAUUCUGUCACCUCUCUUCAAACUGAUUCGUCGUUUGUCGACGAUGUUACGCCCCAUCCGCAUAGUACGUAUCGCAGUAAUUCCACUCCGUUCCUUAGUAGUCGCAAAUCGAGUGAUUCUUCAGGUAGUAUACAGAGAAAGUCUUGUCGGUUAAUGAGAAAUGAGAAUUAUCAGGAUGAGGACGACGACGGGGAUAUAACACCUAGGAACGAUCGUACCUACCGUGAAGAAGGUGCCGAUACUUUUAGGUUAUCAGUAUCUUCCAUAUCGACCACCACUACAGCUAAGGAAGAGCGGGAACGACAUGAGAAAAAGAAACAAGAGGCCUUUCAGCAAUGGUUAGCACGGAAGGAACAAGAGCAUCAGGCUAAGUUAAAAUUGGAAAAAGUGAAGCGUCGAGUUGUACCGGUCAUCACACCGGAGCAGCGUGAAGAGUCAUUCCGUCGUUGGUUGGAGCGGAAGAGGAAACAGUCUGAACACCAGCGAGCCGAGGAGAUCAUACAGCAGUACAAAGACAAUGAGCGUGUUGAACAGGAACGCAACAAGCGCGAGAGGGACAAGUACGAGAAACUCAAUGAAUGGAUUCGAAAAAAGGAAGAAGAAAUCAAAGCAAUGAAAACCCGAGAAGAACGUCGGGCAGCCCGCGCUGCUAUAGAAGCUGAACGGCGUCGCGCGAAUGGUGACCGUGCAUACCGAGACUGGCUAAGAACCAGCAAAAACAAACCUCUUCCUGUACCACUCAACCAGGGCGAAUUGAGUAUGCGAGGUUCUGUAUCACAAAUGUACAUAAACCCAGUUCCUUGGCAGUCUUCUACGUGACAACGAGGAUAUACGAUGAGCAACAGCAGCACCUACUUACCUAUAUGUUAAUCGUUUUGCAAUUUUAUACGACUACAUCAAAAUCUAGCUUUCUGUGUUGUGUAUUAAUGGCUAUUUAGUAAUUGUGUAUUUUAGAUUAAAUUUUGAAUUUUUAGAUUAACAUUUUCUUAUGGUUAU
Achroia grisella is the source of this 1317-nucleotide messenger RNA. RefSeq lists its product as uncharacterized. The record is from RefSeq and is a predicted model, not a curated record. The transcript is spliced from 4 exons. The coding region runs from base 115 to 1140 and encodes 341 amino acids. Lineage: Eukaryota; Metazoa; Arthropoda; Insecta; Lepidoptera; Pyralidae.